AUGAUAAAUUUUGGAGAAGAAAAAAGACAAGUAAGGUUUCAAGUUGUUAAUAAUAAUUUUCCAAUACCUCAUGAUGGGAUUUUAGGUAAGGAGUUUUUAGAGGAUAACAAGAUAGCAAUUGAUUAUUCAAAAAAUGAGAUAACAUCAACACUUAAUGAAGACAAUUUUACAGUGGUAAAUCAAGACAUUCCGCAUGUAGAUAAUUUAGACAUUGCAGUAGUACCACCGAGAUCGGAAAUGAUCAUUCCAGUAAAAAUUACAGAUAAUCAAAUAAAGGAAAAUGAUACAGUGAUUAUAUAUUCACAAGUAUUGCAAAAUCGAGUUCAAUUUGGUAAUGUAAUUACUAAAGUGAAAAAUCGGCAGGUCUUAACAAAAAUUGUCAAUCAAAAUGAAAAUUCUAUUAAGUUACAGCCAGUAGAUUUGAAUAACUUAUUAUAUGAAAAAUUUGAAGAAGCGAACAUACAAGUGUGUACUAAAAUUAUAGGAAGUCGGAAUAAUGAAAAUAUAACGACAGAUUUUUUAGCAGAGUUACAACAAGUGAGAAUACAAUUAGAUUCAAGAGAGAACUUCGCUGAACAAGUCACAAUACAGAAUGUACAUAAGUUAAUGAAAAUGAGUAACUUACAAGUAAUAAGAGUAGCAGAUACAUUGAUAUUCAUAAUAGCCAUUCCGAUAGUCGAUACAAGGGAAUACCGCCUAUACAAAUCAAUACCAUUGCCUAUAAAACAGAAAAAGUCAGUAUAUGCGUUAAUUCAACCAACGAAUAAAUACUUGGCCGUGUCAGAGGAUAAUGUGUAUUCAAUAUACAUAGAUGACAUAGAGUUAAGCAAAUGCAUACAUAUGCAAGAAUAUUAUAUUUGUUCGAACACUCAGACGCACUAUAUUCAAGAAACGGACAAUUGUGAAGCGAAAUUAUUUAGUAGUCAGGAUAAAGAUGUAAUUCCAAAAGCAUGUGAAAUAAAAAUUACACGUAUUCAAAAAUUAGUGAUACACAAGUUAGAUAACGAAAAUGUUUGGUUGUACACGGAAGAACAACCAACGACAAUCAACAUUGAUUGUGCGAGUGGAGAGCCAGUGUUGCAAACCCUGCAAAACACAGGUACAAUCUCUCUCACGUAUCCGUGUCGUGCGAUAACAAAAGAGUAUGAGCUAACCCCCACCAGAUCAAUAGUAACGAAAACAUCGUAUGAUUUCAUUCCGAGAGUGAACAUAACGGCUAAUAUGAAACAAUAUCAAACUAAUAGGAUACAGGAUGAUUUUCCAAAAAUAAAUAAUUCAUAUUAUCCCGAUUUUCAUUCAUUAGCAAAUAACGCAAAACAAUUAGAUUUAUUAUUACAGUCACAAAUAGAUGAUACUAUAGAAUAUGUAACUGUAUCUAAUAUAACAUACGUAACAGUAGGAAUAGGUAUAGGUAUAUUAGUGUUAAUAAUUGUAAUAAGUAAGAUAAGUUUUAAACUGUAUAAACAAAAUAAAGUGUCAAUGAGUUAUAUAAAAGCAUUGGUCAAUACAAAAUCAGUAGACGACAUACAAUGCGUAGAAAUUAAGUAG
Metopolophium dirhodum (rose-grain aphid) is the source of this 1548-nucleotide messenger RNA. RefSeq lists its product as uncharacterized. NCBI's taxonomy places the organism in Eukaryota, Metazoa, Arthropoda, Insecta, Hemiptera, Aphididae. Bases 1 to 1548 code for a protein of 515 amino acids. The record is from RefSeq and is a predicted model, not a curated record. The transcript has a single exon.